Triticum aestivum (bread wheat) is the source of this 1425-nucleotide messenger RNA. RefSeq lists its product as uncharacterized. The transcript has 7 exons. Gene Ontology annotation, molecular function: cysteine-type peptidase activity. The coding region runs from base 84 to 1283 and encodes 399 amino acids. Gene Ontology annotation, biological process: proteolysis. Lineage: Eukaryota; Viridiplantae; Streptophyta; Magnoliopsida; Poales; Poaceae. The record is from RefSeq and is a predicted model, not a curated record.
CAUGUGUGCACGCACCCCCUUGUACUCCUGUUUCUGGUAGAGUGUUCAACUCCCUCGUUAACUUGGAGACACCAAAAUUUGACAUGGGAUUGAGUCAACUUGAGCCCGGCGACAACACCACAGUGUGUAACCAAGUCACCCGAGUCACUGCAAACUUAUCGGCACAGUUUGACAUGGCAGCUGAGACAACCGUAGUGCCAGAUACACCAGAUCAACCUCAACAAGCUCCACAAUCAGAUUUUCCUGACCCUACUCCUACUUCCAUAUCGCCUCAUUCUUUACUGCAAGAGACGAGUGCAAUAAGGAUUUCUAUCCAUGAGGAAUGCGGUCUCCCGAAAGUACAACCCAAAACAAGGAGGAGAAUCAUUGGGGUACCAUCUGAUAUGCUUCUAGACGUACCAAAACGAGUAAUAAAACCAAGCAGAAUGGUGAAGUCCCCAUUUCUUUGCAAACAGUACCAAUGUGUCAGGCUUGAUGUCCAGGCACAAGAAGAUUUAUUCACAUAUACAAACUCAAUUUCUGCUGCCGACCAACUGAGAAAAAUUUGGCUACACAUAUCUGAUCCAGUCCCAAGGUUUCUAAAAUUGCAACAGAUACAAGAAGCCCUCGCAUUUGACGCUGAAAUGCAAGAUGAUGCAUUCAAUGUUGCUGUCCAAGCACUAUUCGAGGAUGAGGUGCACAGGUUCGGGGGAACAGAUUUCCUAGGCUGGAGGCACUUCUUGAAUCAAGAUUUCGCGAUGCACGCAACCGCUGGUGGCGCAGACUGGAACCCCGAGGAUCAUGUCUACUUAUUCAACGACAUUCACAUACCAUACGACGUCUCAAAAAGCCGUCUGAUAUAUAUCCCUCUCCACCAACCGUUUCAUUUCUCAGUCUACGCAUUUGAUAUGGAGAACGAGAAGAUUCAGAUCAUGGACCCCUUAAGAGAUACAAGCAAAGGAGGGCAGGACAUUGAAGCUAGGCACUCUAAGACUAAAGAUCAUAUUGCGAAAGCAUUGCAGGAUUGCAUGGUCAUCUCUUUUCCAGACUGGAAACGCAAUAUUUCUAGCUGGCAGCAUGAGUUCCCAACAAAUAUUCCAGCAACUGCUAACAGGAUUGAUACUGCUUUCCACGUUCUGCAUAUCAUGAGAAAUUGGGAUGCAAAAUGCUUAGUCAAUCCAGUCUCUAGUGACUCUCGAGAUUUGCGGAAGGUCUUCCUUGCCAACCUCCUGUCAUUCACAAGUAAUGAGGCCAUACUCCCAGAAAGUGUCAACUACUACAUCAAAGCACUCAGGAGGAACUGAUACCACAUCCCGCAACGACGAAUAAUAAAUAGGCCGACUGAAUAGACAAAUUUUCAAUUUCAAUAUGUAGUGAAUUACGUACUACCUUUUUUGUUUCUGAGAAAACAUACUACAUUUGAUGGAAUAUUCUACCUUUUCUAUA